UAAAUUUUCGCAAAAUUAUUGUUGACCAUCAUAUUCCACACCAAGCCGGGGCGACUGAACUAUCACUAUGAGCUAAGUUGAUUAUUCGGUCCGAAUGAAAAAAUAUAUAAUUUUUUCGUGAGCCCGACCGAAGAUUCGUCAAUGCGUCAGUCACGAUCGGACCGCUCAGGCGUCAACAUCUCAAGACGGCCAGUCCUCGACGCGUACCCGAGUUGUGCACAACCCAUAGUACAAAAAUUAACGUACAAAUUUUUUUUGUCCUUACAGUAGUGAGGUGAUCGGAUCAGUUGGUUUAUUUACUGAAAAUAGUGACGGUGCCUUGUACAGUGCAACAGUGAACAGGAUGUUUCUAUAUGGAACGUGGUGAUAAACGACUUAUAAAUCUAAAUUUAAUGCAUUAGCGCUCAACAUUGUUUUUUUUUCGUUUUGUGACAAAAAGUAUACGGGAACAAGUGAAUUAAAACAAUAAUUUGUUUAAAAAAUUUGAGUAAAAAAUACAGUGCCUUAAAUAGAUUUUAAGACGCAAAAGGGACAACAAAACAAAAUCACGGAGACAAAAUGCCAAGGAACUUGUUGCUGUUCAAAAAGUUAAUUCCUGAAAUAAAUUUCGCGAAAAGAAAUCUCACGUCACCACUCGGCCUCAAUAUAUUUAUCAGUUAAUAAAAAAAAAACAACAACAACUGGUGCUUAAAAUCAACAAAGUUGACGACAAAGUCCGGAGUGCCAUAAAAUUUUUUCGAAAAAUUCUUAUGGUGUCAAAACAUAGAAUAUAAUUUGCCUUAACCCGACAAAGUCGAAAGAAACAAGUUUUUACAAAGAGUUUAAAGAAAAAAAAAACAAUAAACCAAACAGUGAUAGUAGUAAUAGCGAUGCGAAUUCAAUUUGCACACAAAUCGGAAAAUCAUUUGUCAAAAAUAACUUAAGAAGAGAAGAAAAAUUUCGGCAAGAAAUCCUUACUUUGAAAUGAUGAACAACAACCAGUUUCACGAGUUGUUCGGGUCUCAGUGGCCACCUGACCAGCACGGUGGUCACUCGUCGGCUUCGACGAUGCUGCACCAGCCAUCGCAGAUACCUCAGGUGCAGUUGAAGAGGGAACCCCAUCCCGACGUUCCAGGCAUGCACAACCAAAUGGGAAUGGAUAUAUCAGGAUCUGUAGCUGACAGUACUUCACCUCCUCCCGGCAACAGCGAGGGAAUGUUUGGAUCUUCCAUAUCUGGCAUGUUCAUGGACAAGAAAGCUGCUAACUCUAUUAGAGCUCAAAUCGAGAUCAUACCAUGCAAGGUAUGCGGAGACAAGUCGUCGGGGGUGCACUAUGGCGUCAUCACUUGCGAAGGAUGCAAGGGCUUCUUCAGAAGAUCCCAGAGCACAGUGGUGAAUUAUCAGUGCCCGCGCAACAAGGCCUGCGUGGUCGACCGCGUGAACCGUAACCGCUGCCAAUACUGCCGCCUGCAGAAGUGCCUCAAGCUCGGCAUGAGUCGCGAUGCUGUGAAAUUCGGUCGCAUGUCAAAGAAACAACGUGAGAAAGUAGAGGACGAGGUUCGGUUCCAUCGUGCACAGAUGCGCGCGCAGACCGAUGCCGCGCCCGACUCAGUGUACGACGCCCAGCAGCAAACCCCCAGCUCCAGCGAUCAAUUCCACGGUCAUUACAACGGCUAUCCUGGCUACAGUUCACCGUUGUCGUCAUACGGAUACAGCGGCGCGGGGCCGGCACUCACCUCCAAUAUGAAUAUACCGCCGCAGCAGCAACAGCCGCAGCCCUACGACGUAUCGGCUGACUACGUCGACUCCACCACCACGUACGAACCCAAACAGACUGGCGGAUUCUUGGAUACAGACUUCAUUGGGGGACAUGACGAACAACAAAAAAGUUCGACAAUCGUUCGACCGAGCGGCUCGACAUCGACCACAACUGUCACCACUCCGACCACGUCUAUGCGACAGACCACAAUGAACGAUAUGAAUCGAACUCGGAUACAGCAGGACUUUGAUCGAUACGAGCAAGAACGAAUCCAGUCACCUGUAUCCAUAUCGUCAGGAGUGAUCAACAUAAAGCAGGAAAUUAAACCCGAAACAUCAAUGGGCGUUGAUAAUCUAGUUGCGAGCUAUGUUGAUUCAACGACUUUUCUACACAGUCCUUCAAAUAUAAGACAUAGUCCUAUGGACAUACAAAACACUGUUCUCGUUAGUGGUCAGAGUUCAGUUUCUUUAACCAGUGAGGAACUAAGUCCGGACGAUUUAACGUCCAGUAGUGGCCACGGACGGCUAAUGGAUCCGUUGAACAUGAAUAUGUCUGGAAUGGGUAUGGUGAAUCCAAAUGCAGUGACGAACCGACGACAUCCAGGGUCGAGUCAGAGUGGAUCGAGUGGAGACGAUUUGCCUUCUGAGGGCGACAUCAGCAAGGUGCUAGUGAAGAGUCUGGCCGAGGCGCACGCUAACACAAAUCCAAAACUCGAGUACAUACACGAGAUGUUCCGGAAACCACCAGACGUCUCCAAGCUUUUAUUCUACAAUUCGAUGACGUACGAGGAGAUGUGGCUGGACUGUGCGGACAAACUGACCGGAAUGAUACAGAACAUCAUUGAGUUCGCCAAACUCAUACCCGGAUUCAUGAAGCUCACGCAGGACGAUCAGAUAUUACUGCUCAAGUCUGGCUCGUUUGAACUUGCCAUAGUGCGUCUGUCGCGGCUGAUCGACGUGAACCGCGAACAAGUGCUUUACGGAGAUGUGGUGCUGCCCAUACGGGAGUGCGUACACGCUCGUGACCCUCGGGAUAUGGCGCUGGUUGUUGGCAUCUUCGACGCGGCGAAGACAAUCGCACGACUUAAACUGACUGAGACAGAACUAGCGCUGUACCAGAGCCUUGUGCUUCUCUGGCCAGAACGGCACGGUGUGCGCGGCAACCCUGAGAUCCAGUGCCUAUUCAACAUGUCGAUGGCGGCCAUGCGGCAUGAGAUAGAGACUAACCACGCGCCGCUCAAGGGCGACGUCACCGUGCUCGACACGCUGCUUACUAAGAUACCCACCUUCAGAGAGCUCUCGCUGAUGCACCUGGAGGCGCUCUGCCGCUUCAAGGCGGCGCAUCCGCAGCACAUGUUCCCGGCACUGUACAAGGAGCUGUUCUCUCUGGACAGCGUGCUCGACUACACACACGGUUAGGCGACAGGUGACUGGCUCGCGACAUGUGACAGGAUCACGACAGGCUCGCGACAGGUUCGAUCUCAUUUUUGCCUACGGAUGCGGCGUUCAGACGGCAGUGAGGCAGCAGUGAGGCGGGCCCGGAAUUCAACUUAUCAAGACUCGACAGCUACGUUUCGUUUAGUCUCCCCCCCCUCCUUAGCCGGAACUGAAGACAUCCGCACGUCGUUUGUUAACCUAUUUAUAAUUGUAUGUAUGUACUUUGAGACUGUUAUAAUAUAAUAUUUACGUAUAGGUACGUACGUACAAUAUUAAUAUUUAAAUGUUUAUUUAAUUCGAUUCUAGGGACGAGCGAGUGUCUUCAGCUUACAUUUACAUUUAUUAUGAGAACGUAUCGAUUAUUUAUGGGUUUAAAUGUUCGCGAGACUAUGAGUAAAGUUACGGGAACGCGCGGAACAUGAGAGUAUGCCUUUUGUAUUCUGCAAUAUGUAAUAUAACAUAAUAAGCUGUAUUGUAUUACACAUUGUAUAGACAGGGCGGAAUAUUAUUAUCGUAAAGUGUAUCUAACUUUGAAUGAAGAAAUAAUAAUUAUAUAUAAAGAUAUAAUAAAUAGAAAUAGAGUUUUUAUUA
Molecule: messenger RNA, 3765 nt
Organism: Papilio machaon (common yellow swallowtail)
Lineage: Eukaryota; Metazoa; Arthropoda; Insecta; Lepidoptera; Papilionidae
Gene: Hr3
Product: probable nuclear hormone receptor HR3
Exons: 13
Coding region: 964-3156 (730 amino acids)
Biological process (GO): regulation of transcription by RNA polymerase II
Cellular component (GO): nucleus
Molecular function (GO): nuclear receptor activity; RNA polymerase II cis-regulatory region sequence-specific DNA binding; zinc ion binding
Source: RefSeq, a predicted model, not a curated record